Heteronotia binoei (common prickly gecko) is the source of this 720-nucleotide messenger RNA. RefSeq names its product killer cell lectin-like receptor subfamily F member 1. Lineage: Eukaryota; Metazoa; Chordata; Lepidosauria; Squamata; Gekkonidae. Bases 1 to 720 code for a protein of 239 amino acids. The transcript has 6 exons. The record is from RefSeq and is a predicted model, not a curated record.
AUGGAAGAUGAAGAGGGAUACAUGGUGUUAAAGCCCCGAUCAUGGAAUGAAGCCUCCACACAGCUUCAGAGGACUGAAGGUGUUCCCGAAUGGUCUAAACAGUCCAAAAUAUCUGUAGGGAUAUUAGGAGCAAUCUGUGGCUUUCUGGGACUGGCUUUGAUUGGGUUCACUGGUUUGUCAUUAAUAGAGUCUUAUAACUUACGUAUCACUUCUGGUCAAGGCUUCUGGUUUCUCAGUAAAGAAACUGUAGUGGACCCGGAUGGCACCAAGAAUGGAACAAGAAUCCUGCAAGGUCCAAAGAGAAGGGAAAGCAGUACCUGUACUGAGGAUAUCGUUGCUCACUUGUGUGAGCCAUUUACGGGGAAUUCCAAGUGUAAACUCUGUCCUAUCAACUGGACUUCACUGAAGGAAAAGUGCUACUGGGUUUCCAAAGACAAAAAGAAUUGGCUUUGGGCCUACAGCGACUGUACCAGAAAGAGAGCUCAAAUGCUUGUGGUGUUGGACUUGGAAGAAAUGGUGUUCAUACAGAACAUCAUUGAAGAGAACUAUCCUGUUUGGAUAGGACUUAAUUUUACAUCUCGCAGCAAGAACUGGACUUGGCUAGAUCAAUCAGUGUUAGAUCAAAACUUACCGAUGACCACAGCCCACCUCUGUGCUCCGGUGGCUGGGGCUGUUUCGCCCGAAGGCGCUUUCAACUUUGGUGUAAAAGACAAAGGGUAA